AUGGAAGAUAUGGAAAGAGUUGAAGGAGUACAUGUAAGGAUAUGUGAGGGGAAGUGUGAGGGGAAGUGUGAGAGCAAAGUGGGGUGGGAUAUGAUGUGCGAAUUGAUGUUGCUGGUUCUUUAUGAUGGAGGCUUGGGAAAGGGGAAGGAGGAGGAGGAGGAGGAGGAGGAGGAGGAGGAGGAUGAGGAGGGAGAGGGAGAGGGAGAGGGAGAAGGAGAUUGA
This is a messenger RNA of Sclerotinia sclerotiorum 1980 UF-70, 222 nucleotides long. RefSeq lists its product with no specific name. The record is from RefSeq and is a predicted model, not a curated record. Bases 1 to 222 code for a protein of 73 amino acids. The transcript is spliced from 2 exons. Lineage: Eukaryota; Fungi; Ascomycota; Leotiomycetes; Helotiales; Sclerotiniaceae.